Antechinus flavipes (yellow-footed antechinus) is the source of this 4501-nucleotide messenger RNA. It is a transcript of the gene ARHGAP30, whose product is annotated as Rho GTPase activating protein 30. The record is from RefSeq and is a predicted model, not a curated record. Lineage: Eukaryota; Metazoa; Chordata; Mammalia; Dasyuromorphia; Dasyuridae. Gene Ontology annotation, biological process: small GTPase-mediated signal transduction. Gene Ontology annotation, molecular function: GTPase activator activity.
GCAGGGUGAGCACCAGGCCCGGCCACGAGACGACACUUCUCACUAGGGCCCCGCCAGCUUCCUCCUCCACAGCCACUUCCGUGAGGCCGGGGGCCGAGGAGCUCGAGGAGCUCAGCCCAGGGCCCAGCCCCCCUGCCUGGGCCAAGCCCGGGGACUGCCGGAGCGGGCUCGGGGGACAGGGGCGCCCCAUGCGGCGGGUGUGAGGCGAGCGGCUCAGGAGGGGAGGCUGGGACCCCUCAGCUCCGGCCAUGAAGUCCCGGCAGAGGGGCAAGAAGAAAGGCGGAUCCAAGGAGCGGGUGUUUGGGUGUGACCUUCUGGAGCAUCUGCAGCACUCGGGCCAGGAGGUGCCCCAGGUUCUACGCAGCUGUGCAGAAUUCGUGGAGGAGCACGGAGUGGUGGAUGGCAUCUACCGCCUCUCAGGAGUGUCUUCCAACAUUCAGAAACUCCGGCAGGAGUUUGAAGCAGAGCGCCGGCCGGAUCUUCGGAAGGACAUCUACCUGCAGGACAUUCACUGUGUCUCCUCCCUCUGCAAAGCCUAUUUUCGGGAACUGCCGGACCCCCUGCUCACCUACCGGCUCUACGACAAAUUCGCGGAGGCAGUAGCUGUGCAAUUAGAACCUCAGCGGCUCAUCAAGAUCCGGGACGUCCUGGGGGAGCUGCCUGGCCCACACUACAGGACCUUGGAAUACCUCAUGCGUCACCUGGUGCAUAUGGCUUCAUUCAGCUCGCAGACCAAUAUGCACGCUAGAAACCUCGCCAUUGUGUGGGCCCCCAAUCUGCUUAGAUCUAAGGACAUAGAAGCCUCUGGAUUCAAUGGGACAGCAGCCUUCAUGGAGGUGAGAGUGCAGUCCAUUGUGGUUGAGUUCAUCCUCACACACGUUGACCAGCUCUUUGGGGGUGCUGCUCUUAUGGGUGGCGAGGCAGAGAAUAACUGGCACAUGCUGCCAGCAUCACGGGGCAUGGUCAGCCCUGAGGAGCCUUUAUCCAGACAUUUGUCCUACCACCUUCCCAGCGUGUUACAAGCUGGUGAUGGCCCCCCACAGAUCCGGCCCUAUCAUACCAUCAUCGAGAUUGGGGACCACAAGAGGAAGGGGUCUCUUAAGGUCAGGAAGUGGAAAUCCAUCUUCAAUCUGGGUCGUUCUGGCCAUGAUACCAAGCGCAAGCCCCCCAGAGUGGGUGAGGACAGGGAGGAAAAAGCCGACAAAGCGUCCCUGCGGCCAGCCAAGAGCAUGGAUUCACUGAGUGCUGCAGCAGGAGCUAGUGAUGAGCCAGAGGGACUGGGGAAGCCCAGUUCUCAUCCAAACACCCUUCAGCUGGAGAGUCUCGAAGACGUCUCUAUAGCAGCAGAUGGAGAGAGGGAGGCAGAGGUGGAGCCAAAGAGUGGGACAAGCUCUGAGCCAGGCACCCCGAGAACAGGUCGAGCAGGAGGUCGGGCAGCAGCUUGCAAUCGGGCAGAGCGCUGUGCUGGAGUGCAUAUCUCGGACCCCUACAAUGUCAACCUGCCCCUGCACAUCACCUCCAUCCUCAACGUUCCCCCCAACAUCAUCUCUAAUACAGCAGUGGCUCGGCUCACUCGAGGACUUGAGUGUCCGGCCUUGCAAGCCCGACCUAGUUCUGGCCCAAGCUUUGGCUCUGGGGCCCGAGAUGAGAAGAUGGAGACAAGCCUAGCUCCAGCUCCUCCGGUCACCAGCUCUGAAUCCCCUAUGCCAGGGCCCUCUUUGCCCCCAGUCCAAGAGGAUUCUCUUUCCCAGGAGGUACAGGACUCCUUCUCCUUUCUGGAAGAUUCUGGAAGUGGCUCAGAAACAGAGUGGGCUGGUGGGGAAACCAGGGAGGCAGUUGUGGCAGAAGGAACCUGCUCUCUUGGGGAAGAUGACCCUAACAUCGGUUACCUUGAAGAGCUCCUGGGUGCUGGACCUCAGGUGGAAGAAUUCUCUGUGGAACCCCCCCUGGAUGACUUGUCUUUGGAUGAGGCACUGUUUGUCCUGGCUCCUAGUUGUUGCUCCCCAGAUCCUGGGACCCCUGAAGAAGACUUUGGAGAGGAUGUUUUCCACAGUGCCUAUGAUGACCUAAGCCCCCUCUUGGUUCCUAGACCCCAAAGAGGGGAGGAUCUAGGGAGAAUUGAAGAUGAAGUUGAUAGAGGUCAAACCUUUUCAGAGGAAGGAGGGGAAAGGGCUUAUAAGGAAGUUGGAGAAAACAAGAGGGAGGAAUCUCAAGGAGUUUUCAAAACUAAUGUGGAGGUUAAGGGUAGUCUGGAACCUGAGGUUAAAGUUGAGAAAGGACAGAGAAAUAAAAAAAAGGAGGUUGAAGAAAUGAAGACCAAAGGGCUAAAGGAAGUUGAGAGCAGGGAGGAAGUAGAGCAUGGGGAGGCAAUUAGGGGAGAGAAAACUGAGAGUGAAGAGAGACCUGAGGGAGUGGUAGAAGUUGAACACGAGGGAAAUAUAGGGAAAGAAUUGCUGACAAAGGACCAAGACAAGAGGGGAGUAGAGACACAAGUUGAAGAUGAGAAGUCAAGGGAAGAGCAGAAGGCUGAUGGAGAGAAUCCUGAGGGACAAGAGCAAGCAAGCAGGAAAGAGGAGACUGGGGGAGAAGAGGACCAGGUAGAGGCUGGAAACUAUGUAGGGAGUGGGGAAGCUAAUAGCCAGACCCACCAGGACAUCGAGGGGAACUGGAAGACUUUAGACAGCAACAAAGUUGAUGAAAACAGAGAGACUGAGUCUGGAGAGGAAAGUGGGCACAGGAACACAGACUCUGGAGGAAGACAGGAGGGGGAAGAUAGAGGAAGCAUUGAGUGGGAUGCUGAGGAUAUCAAUGAUACCUUCAGUGGUGACAGGGAAUGUGGUGAUGGGGAGGCAGAGGAUCAGGAGGCUGAAGGGGAUAGUCUAUCAGGGGAUCUGGACCCAGGAGGGCCUUGGAGGUCUAGUAAUGUCAAAGUUCAUGCCGACAACCCUUCUGGGGUAGAAGGAAUAGAAUCACAUUCUCUUAGGCCAGAAAACAGGGAACCUGAAGGGCAGACUACCCUUGAGACCUGUGUCCUCUACUCUUGUGCUCCAUCUUCUUUUGUGUUGCUCCCUGACUCAGCAGGCAGUGUGAGCAUGCGCCUAGCCUCUACCUUGGUCCAAGUUCAACAGGUCAGAUCUGUACCUGUAGUACCCCCCAAACCACAGUUUGCCAAGAUGCCUAGCACACUAGGUAGCAAGAUCCAUGUAGCCCCAGCAAACCCAUGCCCACGGCCUGGCAGGCUUGAUGGAACACCUGGAGAGGGAGUCCAAAGGAUCCGUGCCUCCCGGUCCUCCUGGAGGAAUGGAGGGAGCCUUUCCUUUGAUGCUGCUGUUGCAUUAGCUCGAGAAAGGCAGAGGACAGAGGCUCAAGUUAUCAGGAGGACCCAGACCUGUAUUGGGGGUGGGGAUGGAAACCUCCUUCCCAGUACCUCUCCUUCCAUUCUGUCCUCAGCCUCUGAUUCUAGACCUCUCAGUUGCUUGGAGCCCUUACUCCCAGGUCGGGAAGGGGCUGGACCCCGGAGCCGACACAGCUUGCCACCUGGAGAAUCCCAGCCUCUUAGCACUGUCAUUUCCCCCCAACGCAGAACCUAUGCAUUUGAGGCACAUGCUGGCCUUGGGGAGGGGGAAGGACUCUGAGUAGAACUGGAGUAUUUGGACUCAACAGGCUCCAUCUUUUGUUCGGCUAUCUCCCUAGCAAUUCUUUCAUCAGUGGAUUGAUUCCUAUUUCAUGGGCUCUGACCCCUACCUUCUGUUUUUCACUCUGUACAAAGUCAGGACCAUGGAUCAUCUGAAACGUGUUCAGACAGAAUUAGCCCUUGGGACACUCCUAGCAUCAAGGUCCUGCCCCAGUGGACAGGCCUAUCAGCAGAGGGAAGCAGGCAGACAAAACACAAGGUUUUAAUUGAAAAAAUAGAUGGGAACUCAGUCCAAAUCCCUGUGCUCCUUUGAAGCUGGAGCUCCCUCUUCCUAAAGACCACCAUAUUUCACUAGGGAUAUUUAUCCGUUAUACUAGGAUGUCUUAAAGAGCUACCCAUCUUUAUUCUUGUUCUCUUGGGUAUUGCGUAAAAAUCGGGUAUUGCAUGAAAAUUGGUACAUGGAUUUAGAGGCAAAAGGACACCAUAUAUGGUAUUGUCUAAAUUCAUUUUACUAAUAAGAAAAUUUUAUGUCCUCAGACUCCAAACCAGUCCUUUAUAAAUGUUCAAGAAACCCAUUGAAGAAUUAGCAUCAGGUGGUCCUGUGCCCCUUCCAUAUAGUUCUUUAACCUAUUCCCACUCAAUCUCCAGGGAGCUGGGGGAAUGGUAGUGUCCUCUGAUGACUUUUCAGGUCUCCAGAAUCCUGGAAAGACUCCCUUCCUUAUAGCCCCAUAAUGGGGUGGGGAAAGAAUGGAGUUUAAUCACAGAGCUAUUGUUUCCUACGAUGGAAAAAGGUCAUAUGAUCCAGUUUGGAGAGACUAGGUCUGUGGUUGUAAGUGGUUUGAAAUAAAAGAUGUAUUUUUUAAUGUA